Molecule: messenger RNA, 511 nt
Organism: Didymodactylos carnosus
Lineage: Eukaryota; Metazoa; Rotifera; Eurotatoria; Philodinida; Philodinidae
Source: the annotation of a GenBank genome assembly
CUUUACAAACUAGUACAGAUCCUUUGGAACGAUUACGUGCAGCAUGUUUAGCACGAGGCGCACAAGGAAUCAAGGGUCUUUCAAUUUUAUUCAAAAUAAUAGAUGACGAUGGAAAUAAAAAACUGAGUAUGGAUGAGUUUAAAAAAGGUGUUAAUGAAUUUGGUUUACAUUUGACGACAAUUGCAAAAGCGUUUGCAAAAUUAGAUCGAAAUGGUGAUGGACAAAUAACGGUCGAUGAUUUAAGAGGUGUUUAUACAGUAAAAAGUCAUCCAAAAUACAUGAAUGGAGAAUGGUCUGAAGAUCAAGUAUUACGUCAAUUUCUAGAUUGUUUUGAUUAUGGAAUUCAUAAAGAUGGAAUUGUAAGCAAAAAUUAAUAGAAAUAAUUAAAUUUUGAAUAUAUUCUUUAUGUUCUGCUUUAGGUAACACGAGAUGAAUUUCUUAAUUACUACUCAGGUGUAAGCGCAUCCAUUGACAAUGACAUGUAUUUCGAUUUGAUGAUGCGUAAUUCAUG